AUGGACUAUCGCCUCCUCCUAAGAAAAUCAAGUGGAAAUGAUGGAGAGGGCAUAGUCAAGAGGAUCAUUGACGUAGGUUUCUUUAAAAACGAAGAACUUGCGACAAUCUUGGGGACUUCUAAACGGACUAUUGAGCGAAUUGCUGCAGAGAAUACUGAGAGUGAAUCUGACAAAGCGGCUGGAAGAGAAGAGGCACUAUCCAGAUCUCCCCUAAAGCAUUGAAGUGAUGAAGACUUUGCUGAGGUCAUUAAGGAAUGUGAGAAGGAUACAGGCUUUGUCAGCAAGGCAAGUUUGAGGGCCCAAUUCAAAAGAAAGACAGUUGACAUCAGCGAAGAACAGCUAGGAAAAGAGCUGAAGAAGAGGGGAUAUAUCUAUAGGAAGAAGAGGGUUGUUCUACAGCUAACUGAAGCUCAUAAAGAGCAGAGAAUGUCCUGGGCUAGGUCUUUGAUUGACUCAGAUAUCGCUUCAUGGAUCUUCAGUGAUGAGUGCUAUGUGCAUCUCUUUCGUAACUCUAAUUUGUCGUGGUGCAAAGAAGGGAUAAACGCAACGAUUGAAGAGCCUAUCAAUUGAAAAACCUCAAUUAUGAUCUGGGGAGGAAUUUCUAUCGUUUUUGGCAAAAUGCUCUUCAUAAAGAAGGAGAAGUAUCAAUGCCCAGGUCUAUAUCAGAGACAUUCUCCAGGGCUAUAUUGAGCCUUUAGAUGGAGACUACACCUUCGUUCAGGAUGGGGCAACAGCCCAUACUGCAAGGCAGACUAUGGAAUAUUGCAGAGAAAACGGGGAUGAUGUGAAGACUCAAUCGCCGAAGAGCCCAGAUCUCAAUCCAAUUGAGAUGAUCUGGGCCAAUUUGAAGAGGAAAGUGGAGAAAAGAAGGCCUGACAGCAAAGCCAGACUAAUUGCUGCCAUUCAGGAGUCAUGGGACGAAAUUUCUUUUGAGGAAGUGCAAAAUUCCAUUCUUAA
This is a messenger RNA of Blepharisma stoltei, 957 nucleotides long. NCBI's taxonomy places the organism in Eukaryota, Ciliophora, Heterotrichea, Heterotrichida, Blepharismidae. The record is from the annotation of a GenBank genome assembly.